UGGAAGUUAAAAAAAUCCCAACUUUCAACGGUGUCGGGUGUGUAUUUGGUGCCGUGGUCCGCUACGCGACGGCAGACAGAGAAAUACAAAUCAGUGUAGAAACUUGAAGUGUACGGAUUAUCUUCGGUAAAAUCGAUCGGCGAUCGCUCGCCACCAAACGCCGCUAUUGGGCUUUCUUCCUGCUGAUACUUGGCAAGAAAAAAGAAAAAUAAAAUAGUGAUGCAAUAAGGGAAAUAAAGUACGCGGAGAAAGAAUUGUGCACUUGGUUCUGUGGGUGUAUGUGAGAAUAGAAGUAACAGAAAAAAACACGCAUCAGUGUGUUGGAGGAAAUCUCUCAUCGCAUCUGCUACAUAACCGAUAACGAUCUUCGAAAAGCAAGAAAAAAUAACGUGUAGAAGUAAACUACCAAUAAAGUGUGUGCGAAUUACGCUUAUCGAGUGUGUUAGUGUGAGUGAUUUAGCUACCUUAAAUAUAAAAUAAUAUUUUGUAACGAAGAGAGUGCCCCGUACAAGUUCUUGCAAGAAAUAGGAAAUUGAUAUCGUGAUCGCCCAAACACACCCGGUCCAUGUAAGAGCGAUCGCGUGCUGGAAGUGUUGCGGAUAAAAAGAAACACCCAAAAAUCCUGCUGCAGAUUGUGUGCCGGGGAAAAACAGGAGCAUCUGAUCCGUGGACUCGUCCAAGUACGCAGCGUCAUCAAGUGUGAACACACCGAGAAGCUUCUUGCGCGAGUUGCGAUCGUCCAAACCAAGAUCCAAGCCCCAUCCUGCGCUCUAAGAUAUGAUAACAGCAGGAUCGAGCCUUGCAGACCGAGCUUAGCUUGUGUGGUUUAGACCAUCCCGACUGAGUGCUGAUCAUGACCGACGCACUCAAGAUGACCGAUAUGCAGCAGCGCGCCAGUAUCGAGUUCGAGCGCCAGCGCCACCUGGCGAACUGGCUGAUCGAGUCGAGCCCGCACAUGCCCAAACCAACGGCCGCCCAACAAAAGCAGCUCCAGCAACACCAACAGCAACUGCAACAGCAGCAACUCCAGCAACUGGCCGGCGGUGCGAUUACCGGCAAACAGUCCAAAGCGGCAGCCAAGCUGAAGCAGAGCCCUAUGUUUCUGCUGGCGAAGAUUGGCCACAACCUAGCCGUUGGUGGUGGAGGAACGGGAGGAGGUGGUGGUGGGGGAGGAGGUGGAGGAAACUCACUCGUUGCCGGUUCCACCUUCAACUCCCAGACGAACCUUCCGCUGCAGAUCCUAGCUCCGGGUGGUGGCCGUGAAGGCAACAAACCGAAGCUGCGACGCUUCAACUCGCACGACACCAGCGCCAACAUGUUCUCGGUGGCGGAGUUCGAGAACGCACGGAUGGCGCGGAGGAACGAGCUGGAGAGUGCGGCCCUGCUACGACAGCGAGCCCGCUACAAGCUCAACUCACUCAAUUCGUCUGGAGGCGGGGCGGGUGGCGGUGGUGGGGACUGCUCAACGGGGGAAAGCAAGGGUUCGAAGCUGAGCUCCAGCGAGUCAACCACCGAACCGCUGUUUGCGGAACAAUUUCUCGAACGCUUCUCGUUGCCCCGUGUCAUCCGGCUGUCGUACACUUCGUCCACCUCGCCGGGCGGACAGGGCGAUCAGACGAUGACCUCCUCGAGUUCGGCCGAAUCGAGCAGUACGGCAGAACGGCCCAGCAGUGGCUCGAAGGGUGGUGGCAAAGGUUCCAAGAAGGGAAAAGGUUCGGCCACGAUCGGGGGCGACCUGUUUCUGCUCUACCGGUAUAUGCGCGGCUAUCGGAGCUACCACGUGUUCAACACCAAGGCGGGCACCAGUCGGAAGAAGGGCUACAAGAUACCGCACGAUUUUCCCGGUUACUUCUCCUUCAUCAACGACAAGGGCGCACCGACGGCCACCGUGUACACCACGAUCGUACAGCUGGUGCGGGACCAGGUGUACAAGUUCCUGUCGCUGGACAACCUUUCCGCCUACACCGAAUCGCAUGAUAACUUCAGCCACAAAACGCACUACGUGAAGGCGACGGCCAAGGCGGGCCAGGUAUACCGACUGUUGGCAGUCUUCCAGGACGGAGAUCACAAGUCUGCCACGUCGUCCUCUAGUCACAAGGAUGCGACCGGCGCCGGGAAUGCGAACGUUGGUGGCCGGGAGAAGGAACGGGGCAAGUACGCGCAGCUGUUGGAUGACAACCGUCAGAUCUACUACGUGUCGCUGUCCGCCAAAGGCAAGUUCUACGAGAUAGAGCAGCACAGUGCCCCGGUGCUUCAGAAGUACACCAACUUUGGUAACCAUCACCAACUGCACAGCCUCAAUGGGAACAAUACGAGCAGCAGCAGCGUGGGGACAAACGGUGGUAAUCAGACGUCCCAACAGAACCAGCAGAACCACCAGACCCAUCAACAGCAGCAGCAGCAACAGCACCGAAAACCGAAACAACUGAGCAGGGAUUGUGUGCAUCGGAUCGGGUUCAUCAUGCAGUCGGAGCCGUGUCUUCCGCUGAACCUGAAGCUCAUCUCGCCGCAGACGGGAGCCCACUCCUCCGCCGUACCUGAGUACGUCACGAUCGCGAAGAUCAGUGAGGAGAACUUCCUGAUUGCGUGCCCACUAGACGAGCAACACUUGACGACGACUCUCACCCUAACCAAGCUCCACCUGACGCCCCAGAUGAAGUUUGCCAAGUGUACGAUGGGAUUCGAGAACGAGCAGCACAUGUUCCUGAACGCGAACGUCCAGACCGUGCUCAAGUUCUGCCAGUUCAACUGUGACAACUUCCUGCGUGUAGUUGACCACGAAACGAACGCGAUCGAACUACAGCAAAUGACGGCUAUUUCCGUAGGACAGCAGCAGCAGCAGCAGCAACAGUCAUCCCUCACGAUGACGUCAAACACAACGACAACUACCGGCCCAAGUUCGCUUGGAUCGAGUGGCAGCGGUGGCGGUGGCGGUGGUGGUGGAGGGAAGCACGAAUCAAAGGGAGGUGGAUCUGACGUCCUGCGACGGUUCGGGCGGCUUUUCGGUGGUGGUGGUUCCAGCGGUGGACACGAUCGAAACGGCGGAUCCGGCCACGAGAAGGAAGAUUCCAUCAUAUUUUUAAGUAAAAAUGAUCUGGAAAGUCUCGAAUGCGGUGGUGGUGGCGGCGGCGGCGGCCGAGAGCUCGAUGACCAUCACCACCACUCCACCCCUUACCACCAACACCACCACCACCACCACAGUCUGGUGGACGAACGGUCCACGCUUGGUGGCCGAUCGUCGUCGGAUGGUGCCACAAACCACGAGCCACACUCGCUCCCGAUUCCCAGCUACCGGAGCGAGAAGAUGAAGGUGUUUGCAUCGCCGAGCGGGAAAAGCAAGGGCCACUCGACAACGACGCCGGCUGGGGCCACAUCCUCUUCCACGUCUAAAUGGUUCCGAGGGUUCGGGAAUCGGUCGAGUGCGAACGAAUCCGUCUCGGCGGACGAUGAGUGGGACAAGCGAACCAGUCUCGACCGUUACCGGGACAUGUCGAAGCUGAUCCAGGAACGGUUCGGGACGUUGGGAAUGCUUUCGCUUUCCUCGCGUGCUGCCAGCACCGAUCGGAUCAGUGCGUUUGACGACGGUACGAUCGUCAGCCACGAUCCUGCAUCGUCGGUCGCUAGUGUCGGUGCACGCGAAAAGUGUCUCUCUCUGCAGCACAUCGAACAGAAGAGCAAACCGGACCUGGUACCACCCGGCCAUCACGGUUCCGGCGGUGAUGAAACGAUCCGCAACGCCGACGACGAUGACGAUGAUCAGGCGAGCGAACUGACCGCAUCCGAGCUGGGGGAUACGAUCUUCUUCCCGCUGCGUCACAGCACCAACCAACAAUCGUUCAUGACGCAGAAGCUUUACAGCGAGUUCCACGUAAAGACGAAACAGUACAGCAAAUCAUCGUCCAGCAUUCAGCAGUUGCUUCAUCUCGCCGGCAAUGGUGGUGGUGGUAAUCGAUCAAGCGAGCUUCCGGCCAGCAAGAAGAGCGCGCUCAAGAAUCGCUUCCGAAACAGUGCAGCUGCCAGCCACGACGAGGUGGUGCUGUCGUUCGAGGAUCUGCGCUACAUGAACCGUGUUUGUGAUGAUGAGGUUGGCGAGGUGAAGGAGGAGAAGCGUCCGACGAAGACGGUUUCGCUCCGGGAGCCUCUACCAUCGCAACCGGCCGUAAGCCAACGGACGAUUCUGGACGAUUUGCCGUACAGCAGUGUGCGAGAUUCAAUCGUCCUGCAGACGGGUGAUUCCGAUCGGGACGACGCUAGCUCCGUACCGGCCGAGAGCAUUUACGCGGAAAUUUGUACCGAAGCCACCGCUGUGCCGGCGGUGUCAGCGUCUGUACCAGCUCCAGCAGCGAAACCGGAAAAACGGUUCGUUAGCAUACGCAUCAACGUACCGCCGUGCGAUAGUGUUGCGGGUGCCGGGUCGGUGUGCCUAAAUCCGGCCGGUACUUCUACGACCACCACGAACCACACCAAUACCAGCAACGGCAGCAGCUGCAACAGCAACACCAGCAGUCGCUGCUCGUCGGCCGUUUCUAGUCCGAUCGAGGACAACAUUUACAACACGAUCAAGUAGUAGUCGUAGCGUUGUAAGCCGGAUGUUGUUCGCGGACGACGACCAAAGUAUUAUUACCGGAAUUUGUGAUAAACCACGGGGGCGAUUUGGUGCUUGCGUAAACCCGCUCAACCACGUGGGGCCGAGAAGGAAGCGUUUCAAAAACGAAUGCAGCUAUACAAAGAAGAGGAAGCAAUCGGUUCGGAAUAUUAAACGUACCAGCCCAGGGAGACAGAGAGCGAGAGAGAGAGAAGGAAACUAGAUUUGCAUCUUAUCGGGGAGUUCGACAAGAGUGAGAGAGAUGCAGCAGUUUAUUAAAACCUAUCUGAUGAUCACGAGCGUUUGGACACCACGUUUUGGACACCCAAUCUCCGCCAGACAGCGGAACAGGAAUCGAGUUCAAUCGUUCGGGGUUUUACUGUGGUGCGAAAGAGAAAAAGCGUUAAGAAAGUUACUUAUAGAAAUUUACAUACUAUUUGCCAACUAGCAACGAAAACAGCAGCAACAAAAAAAAAAUCGGCAAAGAAAACAUGACAAAAAGAAAGAAAGAAAAGGGCAAACAAACAACAAAUGGCGUUAGUUGAUAGUUACAUGUGUUAAUUGCACACUCACACAAAUACUUGUAAAAUUCAAACGCACACGGUAGCAGCGUUUACAGUGGUGUAAAAUGUUUUGUGAAUUAUUUAAUAGAAGAAAAUAAAGCGAUCGAAGCAAUCGAUGUAAACUAAUACGAA
Molecule: messenger RNA, 5280 nt
Organism: Anopheles stephensi (Asian malaria mosquito)
Lineage: Eukaryota; Metazoa; Arthropoda; Insecta; Diptera; Culicidae
Gene: B4
Exons: 8
Coding region: 854-4567 (1237 amino acids)
Source: RefSeq, a predicted model, not a curated record